Messenger RNA from Neltuma alba, 1386 nucleotides. RefSeq lists its product as uncharacterized. Gene Ontology annotation, biological process: DNA repair; telomere maintenance. Lineage: Eukaryota; Viridiplantae; Streptophyta; Magnoliopsida; Fabales; Fabaceae. Gene Ontology annotation, molecular function: DNA helicase activity. The record is from RefSeq and is a predicted model, not a curated record. Bases 1 to 1386 code for a protein of 461 amino acids. The transcript is spliced from 3 exons.
AUGGACAAUAUCAUAUCUGCAGCAAUCCCUGAUAGGCACUCAAGUCCCAAACUAUAUGAAUUGGUGAAGAGAUAUAUGGUACAUGGGCCUUGUGGUCGAAUGAAUCCUAAAUCACCUUGCAUGAAGGAUAACAAGUGUAGAAAAUAUUUUUCUAAGAAGUUUGUUAAUGAGACAAUUAUUGAUGAGGAUGGAUAUCCCACAUAUAUAAGAAGAUAUGAUGGUAGAACAAUAGAAGUGAGAGGCCAUCAUUUGGACAAUCGAUUUGUUGUUCCUUACAACCUUGCAUUGUUGUUGAAUAUUGAAGCUCAUAUUAAUAUUGAGAAGUGCAAUCAAUCUACUGCUAUCAAGUUGAGUUUUCAUCUCUCCAAUCAGCAAAAUGUUAUUUAUUCAAAUACUGAUGAUGUUGCUGAACUCUUGGAUAAGCCCAAAGUGUGUGAAUCAAUGUUCCUUGCUUGGAUGAAGAAAAAUGAGGAGGAUGAUUUUGCCAAAACACGUUCUGAGUUUCCACUUCAUUAUGUUUAUCAACGGAGUAAGCGAUUAUGGAAACAUAGAAAAAAAAGAUUUGCAGUUGGCAGAAUUAUCCAUGCACCAUCAUCAUCUGGAGAACUUUACUACCUUCCUAUUCUUUUGACAAAAGUUAAAGGUCCUUCUUCAUUUGAAGAUAUUGGAACUGUUGAUGGUAUUAUUUAUCCCACUUUUAGAUAUGCAUGUUUUGCACUUGGAUUACUUGAUAAUGACAAUGAAUACAUAUCUGCUAUAAAAGAGGCUUCCAAUUGGACACUUGGUAGGCUAUUAAGGAAGAUGUUUGUAAGCAUGCUUCUUUGUUCUUACUUAAGUCGACUUGACUUUGUUUGGAAAGAGAUUUCAGGAAUACUUUUAGAAGAUUUAUUGUACACAUCACAAAUUGAUCAUUUGUCCUCAAGUGUUGAAACUUUAGAUUUUAAGAGAAAGCAAGAUGCCCUUAAAGAGAUUGAAUUAUCUCUGCAAGAAAAUGGAAAGAGUUUUCAAGAUUUUCCUUCCCUUCCCACUCCUUUGUCAUGUCCAAUAAUUGAUGUUUCAAACUAUCUCAUAUUGCAAGAACUAAGUUAUGAGACCGUUUUGCCUUCACUGACUUCUUCAACUGGAGCUUUUUUCUUUGUAAACGGGUAUGGAGGCACAGGGGAGACAUUUUUGUGGAAUGGGUUAACAUCAACUCUUCAUGCCAAAGGAAAUAGUGUUCUUACAGUUGCUUCAAGCGGAAUUGCUGCCACACUAUUACCCUCUGGUAGCACAUCACAUUCAAAGUUUGCAAUUCCCAUUUAUGUGAAUGAAGAGUCUGUGCAAUAUCAAGAAAAAUUCUCCAUUAGCAAAUUUAAUUCAAUGCACAAAGUUAAUUAUAUAGGAUGA